AAAGUCCUAUAUUUUCAAUAUGUUGUUCAUUAUUUGUGUAUAAAUAAAGUUAUAAAAGUAUUUGAUCUAUAAAAUUAUGUUAACAUUAUAAUAUAACAUGUAUAUUAUAACAUGAUUUAUAAUUUAAAUCAAUUUCAUAUUUGCAAAUUGCAAUUUUUCUCUGAAGAUGCAUAUAUUUCUUAAAAAUUUAUAAUAUGGAUGCAUAUAAGUCAUUUUUAAUUGAUUUUUUAGCUGGUGGAAUAUCUGCAGCUGUAUCAAAAACUGCAGUUGCACCAUUAGAAAGAGUAAAGUUGUUACUCCAAGUUCAACAUACUUCAAAACAAAUAAGACCAGAAGAUCGGUAUAAAGGUAUAUUUUUUUCAAUACAAAUUAAAAUAAUAUUUUUAUAUCUUUUAAUUUUAUUAGGUAUGAUGGAUGCAUUUAUUCGCAUACCAAAAGAAACUGGUUUUCUUAGUUUUUGGAGAGGGAAUCUAGCUAAUGUAAUUCGAUAUUUCCCAACUCAAGCUUUAAAUUUUGCAUUUAAAGACAAAUUCAAAGCUUUAUUCUUAGAAGGUGUCCCAAAAGAUGCAUUUUGGAGACAGUUAGCAGGAAAUUUGGCUUCUGGUGGAGCUGCUGGAGCAACAUCUCUUUUAUUUGUAUAUCCGCUUGAUUUUGCUCGUACAAGAUUAGCUGCAGACAUUGGAAAAGCAGACAAAAGAGAAUUCAAAGGUCUGGGUGAUUGUAUAAUAAAAAUUUUCAAAUCAGAUGGUGUUUUUGGUUUAUAUCGAGGCUUUAAUGUGAGUGUUCAAGGAAUUGUUAUUUAUAGAGCGGCAUAUUUUGGUUUUUAUGACACUUCAAAAAACUUACUACCUGAUCCAAAAAAAACUCCUUUACAUAUUACCUUUUUAAUUGCACAAACAGUAACAACAUUAGCUGGAAUCAUAUCAUACCCUUUUGAUACAGUUAGAAGACGUAUGAUGAUGCAAUCUGGACUUAAAAGAGCAGAAGUCAUGUAUAAAAAUACAUUAGAUUGUUGGAUUAAAACAGCUAAGACAGAAGGUAUUGGAGCUUUUUUUAAAGGUUCACUUUCGAAUAUUCUUAGAGGAACUGGUGGAGCAUUAGUUUUAACAUUAUAUGAUUCAAUUAAAGAUAUACUUGAAAAAAGUUUACAUAAAGAAUCUGAUUCUGACUCUGUUCCCAAAGAUAAAUGAUAUUAAUUUCAAUAUUAAAAUUUUAAACAA
Molecule: messenger RNA, 1220 nt
Organism: Apis cerana (Asiatic honeybee)
Lineage: Eukaryota; Metazoa; Arthropoda; Insecta; Hymenoptera; Apidae
Product: ADP,ATP carrier protein-like
Biological process (GO): mitochondrial ADP transmembrane transport; negative regulation of mitochondrial outer membrane permeabilization involved in apoptotic signaling pathway; mitochondrial ATP transmembrane transport
Cellular component (GO): mitochondrial inner membrane
Molecular function (GO): ATP:ADP antiporter activity
Source: RefSeq, a predicted model, not a curated record